This is a messenger RNA of Mixia osmundae IAM 14324, 710 nucleotides long. RefSeq lists its product as uncharacterized. The record is from RefSeq and is a predicted model, not a curated record. Lineage: Eukaryota; Fungi; Basidiomycota; Mixiomycetes; Mixiales; Mixiaceae. The coding region runs from base 171 to 620 and encodes 149 amino acids. The transcript has a single exon.
GAAGGAUCGGGCCCCCUUGCACGUACGUGGCCAGCGAGGUUUGAGCGUAAAUUUGUUGGAAGUUGCUUGCGAUAGCUUGUGAUGUCUGGAGCAGUCUUAUCUGCCAGCUUGUUGCUCUGACCGGACAGACGUGCGUGACAUGAUAGCUGUGAUAUGCCGACGGGCGUUGUAUGUGCGUAUAUGCGUUGCGUGAAGAUGCGAGGAGCCUCGGAGGCGUGAGUGUCGUCGCUCCUUGGGCGCGUUGCCGUGACUGUCUCCGCUCACACGAGUUGCCGCUUCCUUGCAACGACGGCAGUCACCCUCUCCCAAGUCUCUCACAACUCUCGUCAGCAGUUCGAGCCGGUAGAUUCCCCGACAACUGCUCCCUUGCCUCUCGAGAAUGCUUGCCCCGCUGGUUUCCAGCAGGCUGCCUAGGAGAUCGACAGACACGGCGAGCUGCGACGGCGAAGUUGAGUCGACCCACAAGGAUGGCCAGACAGAGAUGCAAGUCAACAGGCACGUCGCAUGCGAGGCGUCGUGCGGAUCCCUUCUACGUUCGGGGACGGACCUGCAGAUCUAAUUUGCUGCAGAUCACUCGCCCGCGAUCCCAGUGGAUUGUAUGCUCAGACACUUCCACUUGAGCUUAUCCUCUUCUCCUGGGUCUCUGCCUGCUUACGGCGGCGCGCUCCACGCUUUCGGCAGAUAGAAGUUGUUCUCGCGGGAAGCGCGAU